Molecule: messenger RNA, 1309 nt
Organism: Papilio xuthus (Asian swallowtail)
Lineage: Eukaryota; Metazoa; Arthropoda; Insecta; Lepidoptera; Papilionidae
Product: globin-like
Exons: 4
Coding region: 165-683 (172 amino acids)
Molecular function (GO): oxygen binding; heme binding
Source: RefSeq, a predicted model, not a curated record
ACUAAGAAAAGUAGUAUUUAAGCAAGUGCUGGAAGUUAUAAUGCUUCUGUUCGUCUACCUAUCUUCUAUAUUCGUUUUAUUGACGACAUUUUUAGUUUUAAAGCGCGUCAAGACAAAGCAAAAGUGUUUCAGAAUAACAAGUAGAAGCAGGAAGCUAGUGGGCAAUGGGCGGGUGGCUGAGCUAUCUAUGGUGGGGCGGAGACCCCGACAUAGUGAACCCGAUUUCGGGCCUGACACGGCGUGAGAUAUACGCGGUGCAGCGAUCCUGGGCACUCGUCCACAAAGACUCCACGGCUAACGGAAUUGAAUUAUUAAAAAGGUUAUUCCGCGCGUAUCCAGAAACGAAAGAAUUCUUCAAAAUGGUGAGAAAACUGCCGGAAGAAGAGUACGAGAGAAACUUUCAGUUCAAAGCUCACGUCAUCAAUUUGAUGUCUUCUCUAGAUCAGGCAGUGAAGACUUUAGACCAGCCGGAGAUAGUCAUUGAAAUGAUGCUCAAGAUAGGAGACUCUCAUAGAAAAAGAAAAUUACAGGAACAACAUUUCUAUGAUCUAAAAGAUGUGUUAGUAAAGAUGUUGAUUGAAGUUUUGAAACCGGAUUCGACAACCCUCGGCGCGUGGGCCAAGACUGUUGACUUUUGGUACAAACAUAUAUUUGUGUCACUGUCAGGCACUGACGGCAGAUAACAGAUGUCAUGAAAUAAUAGCGACUUGAAUAAAUAUCUAGGAUAUAGACCAUGUGUACAUAGAAGUUUAUUGUUUUAAUUAGUGCAAAAGUACUACGGCCAGCGAGAUGACGUAAAGAAUUGUGAACAUAAAUUGAUUGUAAUAAGCUAAUAAGUCAAGGGACAUUGUCAAGAUUUUUUUUAAAUUAGCUGAUUUUUAUUAAUUUACUAAUAUAAAGUCUACGGCGAGAUUUGAACGCACGAUCUGAAAUCCGUACCUUUAAACUUUAGGCGAUUGACGCUUCAAACUUUUGAAAUGACCGUGUGCCAUAAAUGACACCUGACAAAUCAACAAUACAUCGUCUCUGGAUUAUUAACUAUGAGUGAAAGAGACAGAUAUAUCGCUGUCAAAUUGUUUACAUUUGUUCUCUUUCUGGCCUAAUAUAUUGCAUUUGUGAAUAAUUUUAACAAAGUAGUAGACCAAUGAAUGCUUAUUUGUAUAAUCUCAGUUAAUAUUCUUAAUGUAUGUAAUUAUUAUUACCAAAAAUGGUACUAUGAUGUAGUUUUGUACUGAAUUGACUUUGCUUUGAAUUAAGCACAUUCAAGAAGUGAUACCUAGUUAAGUAAUUAACAUCGGCAUUUCUCUUA